Molecule: messenger RNA, 1947 nt
Organism: Catharus ustulatus (Swainson's thrush)
Lineage: Eukaryota; Metazoa; Chordata; Aves; Passeriformes; Turdidae
Gene: WT1
Product: WT1 transcription factor
Exons: 9
Coding region: 348-1601 (417 amino acids)
Biological process (GO): regulation of transcription by RNA polymerase II
Cellular component (GO): nucleus
Molecular function (GO): DNA-binding transcription factor activity, RNA polymerase II-specific; RNA polymerase II cis-regulatory region sequence-specific DNA binding
Source: RefSeq, a predicted model, not a curated record
CCCCAGCUCGGACAGGCGGACAUUCGUACAGACAGACAGACAGACACACGCACACGCCCGGACACACAAACACGCACACCGCGUCCUGCCCUGCGCUGCGAGCGGGUGCGAGCCCGGAGGCGAUCCUGGAGAACAACCUUUCCCUGUCGCUGCUGCCGGCUCCCGCAGGGCUGGACCCGGGGAGCUGCGUCGCGGAGCAAACUUCUCCCAAAGGGCUGAGCUCGCCGGCCUGGUGCCUGCAGCCGGAGCCGGCCUCCGGCUUGGCGGGCAGGGGCCAGGUGUCUUGGAACAAGUGCGGCCCGGGGGGAGACUGGCUGCCCGGCGGCAGGCAGAAGGUCUGCGAGCAGAUGGGCUCCGACGUGCGAGACCUCAACGCGCUGCUGCCCUCCGUGCCCUCCCUGCCGGGCAACAGCAACUGCACCAUGCCGGUGAGCAGCGCGGCGCAGUGGGCGCCCGUGCUGGACUUUCCCCCGGGGGCCUCCUACGGCUCGCUGGGACCGCACUCCUUCAUCAAGCAGGAGCCGAGCUGGAACGGAUCGGAUCCGCACGAGGAGCAAUACCUGAGCGCCUUCACCGUCCACUUCUCCGGCCAGUUCACGGGCACGGCCGGCGCUUGCCGCUACGGGCCCUUCGGAGCCCCGCCGCCCAGCCAGCCGCCCUCGGGCCAGGCUCGGAUGUUCCCCAACGGGCCCUACCUGCCCAACUGCUUGGAGAGCCAGCAAGCCAUCCGCAACCAGGGUUACAGCACCGUGGCCUUUGACGGGACCCCCAGCUACGGCCACACGCCGUCCCACCCCGCCGCUCAGUUCACCAACCACUCCUUCAAACACGAGGACCCCAUCAGCCAGCAGCCCUCCCUAGGGGACCAGCAGUACUCGGUGCCUCCGCCGGUGUACGGCUGUCACACGCCGACCGACAGCUGCACGGGCAGCCAGGCGCUGCUCCUCCGGACCCCCUACAACAGUGACAAUUUAUACCAGAUGACCUCACAGCUUGAAUGCAUGACAUGGAAUCAAAUGAACUUGGGAUCCACACUGAAAGGGCACACAGCGGGGUAUGAAAAUGAGAACCACAGUGCUCCCAUGUUGUACAGCUGUGGGGCCCAGUACAGAAUACACACCCACGGAGUCUUUAGAGGCAUACAAGACGUCCGGCGAGUGCCCGGAGUGGCUCCGACCAUCGUGCGGUCGGCGAGCGAGACCAACGAGAAGCGUCCCUUCAUGUGCGCCUACCCUGGCUGCAACAAGAGAUACUUCAAGCUGUCCCACCUGCAGAUGCACAGCAGAAAGCACACUGGUGAAAAACCUUACCAGUGUGAUUUUAAAGACUGUGAACGAAGAUUUUCUCGUUCAGACCAACUCAAAAGGCACCAAAGACGACACACAGGUGUGAAGCCCUUUCAGUGUAAAACCUGUCAGAGAAAGUUCUCCAGAUCUGAUCAUCUGAAGACUCAUACCAGGACUCAUACAGGUAAAACAAGUGAAAAGCCUUUCAGUUGCCGGUGGCCCAGCUGUCAAAAAAAAUUUGCCAGGUCUGAUGAAUUAGUUCGUCAUCACAACAUGCACCAGAGGAACAUGACUAAACUGCAGUUGGCCCUUUAGACAGUUCAAACAAGGGACAAAACCAGAUGGGACAUUAUAAGCUACUGCAAACUUUCUCAGCCAUCCUCGAUCACCUCUGUCAGAGAGCUGCAGCUGUCUCCGCAUCCUAUCUGACACAAGUUAACUAAACCGUAGGAUUCUGCUCAGCCCUGCCUUCCAUUUGGAGCUACACAAGUUCCUAUUCCAUAAGUUCAAGAGAUAUUUACUCGUGGUUUUGUACAAAAGUUGGCAAGAUUGCCACGGUUUCAAGAUUGCUAUGAACCGUGCUUAGGUUUCAUGUCUGUCUCCAGCUUUUUUGUGUUAUUUUCACUUGAACUUUUCCAAGUACAAACUGCUGUACCUUUUU